CAUAUGAAAAGACACUCAACUUCUUUGGGAAUCAGAAAAAUACAAAAGGACAAUAAGAUAUCCAAGUAUUGGUUAGGACAUGGAGCAAUGGGAACUGUCAAACCUCACUGGUGGGAGCUUGAAUUGGCUACUACUAUUCUGUAAACAUUUUAGCAUAUGUAAAGCUGAACAUGUAUAUUCCAUGACUCAGAAAUUCCAUACCUGGGAAUAUACUCUAGAAAAAUUUUUGCACAUAUGUACCAGAAGACAAUUACAAGAAUGUAUUAUCUUACUUGGUGGGGUCAAAAUGAGAAAUUAUUGUGAAAUGUUUAAUUAAGAAUCAUACAACAUAUUCAUCCAAAAUUGAUAUUUAUGGAACACAUAAAUAUUCUCUUCAUGGACUUUAUUCAUUAAUUGUUAAAUUCAUUAAUAAAUGUCAAUAAUAUCCUUUUGCAAAUGCAGAGAUAAAACACACCUGACAGGUCAAUUUUUGAUAUAUUAUGGAUGACUUUUUGUUCACACUGACAGGCAUAUAUACUUUAAUCACCAAAGACUAAACUGAGCAUUUAUGAAAGAAAAUCCUUUUUGAAGAUUAUUUUGAUUUAAUCAGGAUUAAAAGUAAAUAACACUUUUAUCCUUAUCAACUUUAAAUAAAAUAACUUUAGUUUUAAUAUCAUACUUAAUCAGAAAAUAUACAAAAGAAAACAAUAAGAAUAUGGAGAGCCUGGUGUCCUAUGGUCUUCCCUAAUAACAAUCCAUUUUCAAGAGACUAUAAUCUACUCAACAGAAAGCAUUCUACCAAGGAUCUUAAUCAGAUUCCGAGAAAAUUCGCACUCAAAAUAAACAAUAUGCCACUAAAACCAAAACAAUGUAGGUAUUAGCAGCUAUACAAGUGGUUAGCCUCUGAUGAGUCAUUUCUCCAAUGAUGAAAGUCUACAUCUUUGAAGUGCUUUCUAUUCAAGUUAGAAAAUAUAUAAAGGUAGGAAUCACCUACGAAGUAGGUUGACUGAGAAAUUUUUCUUCAUUUUACAGAUCCUUGCUUGACUCUAUGCAAACAUCAAACUAAGAAUGGCAAAAAUGAGUCUCUCUUCCUACCUAUUAAUACUAACUUUUUCUCUGUUUUCUCAAGGCAUUUUACUUUCAGCAUCCAAGUCCAUAAGAAAUUUAGAAGAUGACAUGGUAUUUAAUACAUUCCGGCUGGGGAAAGACUUUCAGAAGGAAGAUACUCCACAAAAAUCAGUUGUUGCUCCUUCUCUGGAACAAUAUAAAAAUGAUGAGAGCAGUUUCAUGAGUGAUGAGGAAAACAAAAAUUCAAAGAACACAGGCUCCAAACACAAUUUCUUAAAUCAUGGUCUGCCACUGAAUCUGGCUAUAAAACCUUAUCUUGCUCUAAAAGGAUCUGUAGCUUUUCCAGCCGAGAAUGGAAUUCAGAAUACUGAAUCAACACAAGAAAAGAGAGAAAUUGGGGAUGAAGAAAACUCAGCUAAAUUUCCUAUAGGAAGGAGAGAUUUUGACAUGCUCAGGUGCACUGGAAGAGUCUAUCGACCUUGUUGGCAAGUCUGAAACCUGUUGGACCACAUCAUCUUUUCUGAAGAAAACAAAAUCAUUUAAUUGUCUUUUGGGGAAAAAGCCCUUAACAUUACUAUGACGUAUUAUUUUAAAUGUCUGUCUUAAAAGAAAGCAGCUAUUAACAUAUAUCUGUAGCCUAAAUGAUAUGCUUUAUCUGUGCAUUAAACUUUGUGAAUAUUCUGCAUAAUUACGACUUACUAGUAUUUUGUAAAUGCUUAAUAUACUAACCUUAUAUACACUUCAGACCAAUAUAAUAAAGAAUCAUAACUUA
Molecule: messenger RNA, 1819 nt
Organism: Zalophus californianus (California sea lion)
Lineage: Eukaryota; Metazoa; Chordata; Mammalia; Carnivora; Otariidae
Gene: PMCH
Product: pro-melanin concentrating hormone
Biological process (GO): chemical synaptic transmission; behavior
Molecular function (GO): type 1 melanin-concentrating hormone receptor binding; melanin-concentrating hormone activity
Source: RefSeq, a predicted model, not a curated record